Molecule: messenger RNA, 1712 nt
Organism: Aspergillus saccharolyticus JOP 1030-1
Lineage: Eukaryota; Fungi; Ascomycota; Eurotiomycetes; Eurotiales; Aspergillaceae
Exons: 3
Coding region: 1-1542 (513 amino acids)
Biological process (GO): protein deubiquitination
Molecular function (GO): cysteine-type deubiquitinase activity
Source: RefSeq, a predicted model, not a curated record
AUGAGUAGGUGGCUCUCUGCAAGCUUUACAGAAGAUCUCUCCCGUGGUUCGCAUGACUAUCUCCGCAUAGAGGAGACCUUGACCUUUCCGGCUAAGAUGAUACAGUAUGAGCUCUAUGCAUUUGUCAAUCAUCUGGGUACAAGUAUAGAACAGGGUCAUUAUGUCUGCUACACACAGAGUCCGUACGGUGACUGGGGGGAAUUUAAUGAUGCAAAGUUCUCCGCAAAGACGCUUGCAGGCCUCCAAUCUCACGAACAGAAUCGCAAGGAUGUUUAUAUCUUAGCUUACCGGCGGAUACAGCCUGUACCUUCACGAUCAAGAUCGCCAGCAAAAUCCCAAGGUCGGGAAGAGGGUAUAUCAAUUGCGCAGCCUUCUCAUGGCGUAACACUGAACGAGUUGAUUAAGCUCAAGGGAAGAGCCGUUCAGUGGACCCUCGAGCAAGAGCUGGCGCCUCUUGGAAAGAGUCAAGCGCUAAUACAAGUGAAGUCGGCUAGAGCCAGAGCGCAGCGGGCAGAGGUACGAAUAAAGCUCACAAGUACCAACGGUGAAGCCCUCGAAGGCCGAGGAUUUGUUUCCCUGCACCCGAAUAUCAUUCCUGGGCAAUUGACAUCUUCCGUAUGCAGAGCAGGAGAGGCUGGUGGGAGGGAACACCAUUUAAAUGACUCGAAUGAACUCCCGUCCAUUCCAAGAAUCCCGGAGAUCGUUCUUCGAACCAUCAAUCCAAUGGCAUCUCCCAACUGUAAAGGUCGGACCAAUACAUUUUCCCCUGUUCAAUUUGUUGAUCAGGUGGCUUCUGUCCUUUCAAGCCAGAAGACCGACUCUGGGAGAAAUGAUCAUCUUCGCCAGCAACAACAGCAAUAUCCAGCCUUUGGGAGAGGUCAACCUCGCGACUUUUCUGCAACCCAGGUGGCAAGCUUGAAGCCCCUGUUGCUGGCUCUUCACUGUCUCUUCCCUCACGAGCUCUUGCUUGCCCUAGACAUCCUCGAUCGAGGCCUGGUAAGACGCUUGUCAUCAUCCUACGACGUGACAGGAAGUUUCACGUACGCUGUGGAUCUUACCGCUCAGGCCCCUUCGCCCGACACAACGGAGGAUAUAUUCCUAGUGCAUUCAGCCUCGGUGGUUUUAGAGCAAUCUUCAUCCCGGGCUCAUACCUCCGAUGCAGAAAUCGAGAUUAAAGCCUACGAAGUCCGUCUGCAAGCCUGGAGCUGCACGUGUCCUAUAUUUACCUUGGCGUCAUUUCGUGGGCCGAGUAUACCAUCAGUAUCCAGGCCUGAGAUGACAGCCUUAUCAACUGCUGCUACGACUGCUGCUGCGGCUACCGAGUCAUCCCCACGCCCAGAAUUUCUGAUGUCGCAUGGCAUGUAUCCGUUUGGGGGAAUGCUGACACGCGGACCAGCCCGGUCUUCACCCCCCGUUUGCAAGCACCUACUUGCGAGUUGGCUAGCUGCUCGCUGUCCCAACCUAUUUAACCAAGGAAACGAUGCCGUCGUCGGUGCCAGUACUGAGGAGCUGGCGGGUCGGUAUGCUGGUUGGAGUGGAUAAACAUGUUACGUUUAUCCCAGGAUCGAAACGGGGUUGCAAUGAUCAGGUAUAAGGAAUGGACUGCCUCAAGACAUAACCGGAAUCUGUAGGUAACGGAUUACAGAGCAAGUUGCGUCGUAUCCUCCAUGUCAUGCCACACUACUAUGAUCAGACGUGUGCAAGGCUACCAC